GUCUUUUUGUGUUUAAUUCUUAGUUAUUUUAGAUGAAGCUAGAGACCCACUUUCCCAUAUUUACGCACAUGGCUCCUCAUCAUUCAUCAUCACGAUAAAAAUGCAUAGUACAUAAAGUAUCCAUUAAAACGUAGAUCUAGUCUCUUCACAACACUUCAACAGUUCAACUAAUAACGCAAAAAUCAGUUUCUCUUUGAGUAAGUGUUUAUUACAAUUAAACUAACUCAGGCAAGUCUAUGAUCAUGGCUUCUUCUGCUGCUGCAUCGAUCUCUAUGAUAACUCUAAGGAACCUCUCUCGCAAUCAUCAAUCUCACCAAAGCACUUUUCUCGGUUUCUCUAGAUCCUUCCAUAACCAAAGGAUCUCAUCUAACAGUCCAGGUCUCUCCACACGAGCAAGAUCCACCACUUCCUCCACUGGAGGUUUCUUCAGAACCAUUUGCAGCAGCAGUAGCAAUGACUACUCCAGACCAACUAAGAUCCAAGAGCUUAACGUCUACGAGUUCAACGAAGGUGAUCGAAACAGUCCAGCGGUUUUAAAACUAGGGAAAAAACCAGAUCAGCUUUGUCUCGGAGAUCUUGUCCCCUUCACAAACAAACUCUACACAGGAGAUCUCACAAAACGCAUAGGAAUCACCGCAGGUCUCUGCGUUUUGAUCCAACAUGUUCCAGAGAAGAAAGGUGAUCGCUUUGAAGCUUCUUACAGUUUCUACUUCGGAGAUUAUGGUCACAUAUCAGUUCAAGGACCUUAUCUCACUUACGAGGACACGUUUCUUGCUAUCACCGGUGGCUCCGGCGUGUUUGAAGGAGCUUAUGGACAGGUCAAGCUUCGUCAGCUUGUGUAUCCUACGAAGCUGUUUUACACUUUCUACUUGAAAGGUGUUGCUGCUGAUUUACCUGUGGAGCUUACCGGAAAACAUGUUGAGCCGUCGAAGGAAGUGAAACCGGCGGCUGAAGCUCAGGCGACUCAGCCCGGCGCUACGAUCGCUAACUUUACUAAUUGAAAUCUAAAUCUUUGUGGGUGUCUUUGUCAUGGAUCUUAUUGGGCUGUUGUUCAUUGUGUUUACAUUUUAAUAAUGGGCCUAAAUAAUGAGCCUUUGUAUUGGGCCGUUCUCGUAAGCGUAAUGUGUCCCGUCCCUAUAAGCUGGAUUUAAGCGCGUGAACUCCACCUUCCGAUAUUUUUUUUUGAUAGAUUAUAUCAAAUCCAUGGAUACUUUCUAUAUUUGGAAAGUUUGGCUUAGUAGGCUCGUGGCCAUGUUUGAGCUAAAACUCAUAAACGAAUCUUUUUAAUGUUCUUUCACCGAAUGCUUAUUUUGUAUUUUUCAUCCCCUGAAUCGGUUUUAAAC
Arabidopsis thaliana (thale cress) is the source of this 1343-nucleotide messenger RNA. It is a transcript of the gene AOC4, whose product is annotated as allene oxide cyclase 4. The record is from RefSeq and is marked reviewed. NCBI's taxonomy places the organism in Eukaryota, Viridiplantae, Streptophyta, Magnoliopsida, Brassicales, Brassicaceae. The transcript is spliced from 2 exons. Gene Ontology annotation, cellular component: chloroplast. The coding region runs from base 237 to 1001 and encodes 254 amino acids. Gene Ontology annotation, molecular function: isomerase activity; allene-oxide cyclase activity. Gene Ontology annotation, biological process: jasmonic acid biosynthetic process.